AUCAUCAUUAAAAGAAUAUACAAGAUUUGGAGAGAUUAUAAUAUUAUUAAUGUAAUUUAACUUGUUAGUAGAUUAUAAGUACACGUUUAUGUAAAUAUUGAUCGCGAAUGCGCGCAGACUCAGCAAAGUAUAUAAUAUAUAAAUAUACUAGUAUUUCUUUAAUCAUCCUCGAGGUCGUGCUGAAAAUUGCAUUAGUGUAGUUUCAUUAUUUGAUACGAUACUGUACCAGUUAUAAAAUGCACUUGCAACAGCACGGAAAUCAAAAUACUGGUACAUCAGCUCGACAGACAAGUAGAUUGCCAUCAGGAUCGGGUAGCUCUGGUAAACUCAAUGAAACUUUGCAUUACGUUAUGUUUACUCAGAUGUCUGAUAGCAAUCCUGAAAUGAGGGCAACUGCAGCAAGAAUCUGUCGCGAUUAUCUUCAUGGUGUAUGGAAGCAUGUCAACUCUGAUAAUAUAGUAUUAAAACAUAUAAGUGGAGGAUUAAGUAACUGGGUGUACAAUGUACAGUUACCUGAAGGUACAACGCCUCUGCGUGGUGAACCCCGUCAAGUAUUACUAAGAAUAUACGGGCAGACACAUGGUGAACGUGCAAUGGAAAGUAUUAUCACGGAAUCUGUUAUUUUUACCCUACUGUCUGAACGUAAACUUGGCCCGAAACUCCAUGGAGUCUUCCCGGGUGGUAGAAUCGAAGAGUAUAUACCAGCACGUCCCUUGCUGACCAAAGAGCUCGCGGAUCCUGAGCUGAGUGCACUGACUGCUGAAAAAAUGGCACAUCUACAUAUGAUGCAGGUGCCCAUAAACAAGGAGCCCACUUGGUUAUGGGACACUAUGGCCAAGUGGCGCACUAGUGCUGAAGAAGUGCUAAAAAACGUUGACGAGGUUGACACGCACCUGAUGAAACAUAUUGAGGCAGUAAAGUCCAUCAACUUCAGCGCAGAGAUCGCUUGGUUCAGAUCUUUUGUAUCACAACAUAAAUAUCCAAUAGUAUUUUGUCACAAUGACAUGCAGGAGGGUAAUAUAUUGCUGCGUCAAAACAGCCGCAAACGUGAAUUAGUAAUUAUUGAUUUUGAGUAUUGCUCAUACAAUUACCGUGGAUUUGACCUGGCUAAUCACUUUGUCGAGUGGCAGUACGAUUACACAGCUGAGGAGUAUCCAUUCUUCCACGAGAGAACUGGAUCUGGACCAACGGACGAACAAAAGCUCCAUUUUAUAAGAAGUUACUUGAAGACAACUGGCAAAGAAGGCGUUGCUGAAGAAAAUCGUUUGAUGGAAGAAGUCAAAGUAUUUACAUUAGCUAGUCAUCUAUUCUGGGGAUUAUGGAGUGUCGUUAAUGCUGGUCAUUCUAAUAUUCCCUUUGGUUACUGGGACUAUGCAACAUGCAGACUAUCGACCUACCAGCAUUUGAAAGAAAAAAUAAGCCAAUCAUCAAUCAAUGCAAGUCAGCCACAAUGUGGAAUUAAAAGAAAGGAAGAUCACACGGACUGAACAAAUGUCUAAUCUAAGCGCCACAAUGUCUAGGCUCUUAAUAUUUUUGAUAAGAGUCAAGAUCAAUUCGAUUGCUUGGAUCUCCAUAGGAUAAUAAGCAAUCGUUUUAAAAAUGACACGACGAAUGACAUCUUUACUGAGCGUAGACCAUCGUUUUAUAUUUUUUAAAAAAUAUAUGUAUAUUUAUAUAAAUAUAAAUAUAUAUAACAACGAUGUUUAAAGUAUAACAUCAAAAAUAAAAAGCUUAAGUACAAGUUAAUAGUCAACAUCUGCAUAGACAACGAGUUGGUUGAUAGCCUGCGUCGUUGACCGACGGAAUAAUUAUUAACAAUAAUAAUAAUUAUUCUUAUUACGUUUCCUGUUAUCUUGAAACCAUCAAUGGAAUUUGUAUUAAGUAUAAAACAACGGAAUUUGAAUUAAGUUAUGAGUCGAUGACUUACACGGAAAAAUAACAAUUUUUUUUUUUUUUUUUUUUUAAGAUGGAUUUGAGUACGACUGAAUAACAAAUUAUUGUACUUAGUAAAUCCCGAGUGAUUAGUACUUAUAAAGUUAUUGUUUUUUUUUCUUCUCUAAGAAAAUUAAUAGAAGAAAUUGUGCACUUAAAAAUAAUGUAGUGAAUAUAAAAUGAUAUAAAUUUUUAAUCUUUGUAUUUUUUAUCUUUAUUUAAUAUUUAAGUUUAUUGCGAACCGAUUUUUAAAAGUCUGAUAACAAAAAAAAAAUUUUUAGAUGUAAUUAGUUACUUUAUUUAUUAUAAUUAUUAUUUAUUAAAAUAGCGU
Microplitis demolitor is the source of this 2263-nucleotide messenger RNA. RefSeq names its product choline kinase alpha. Bases 237 to 1487 code for a protein of 416 amino acids. Lineage: Eukaryota; Metazoa; Arthropoda; Insecta; Hymenoptera; Braconidae. Gene Ontology annotation, biological process: CDP-choline pathway; phosphatidylethanolamine biosynthetic process. The record is from RefSeq and is a predicted model, not a curated record. The transcript has 6 exons. Gene Ontology annotation, cellular component: cytoplasm. Gene Ontology annotation, molecular function: choline kinase activity; ethanolamine kinase activity.